This is a messenger RNA of Notodromas monacha, 208 nucleotides long. The record is from the annotation of a GenBank genome assembly. NCBI's taxonomy places the organism in Eukaryota, Metazoa, Arthropoda, Ostracoda, Podocopida, Cyprididae.
AUGGCGAUCGCUUGCUGUCCAGGAUCUGCAAUCGUGGCCGAGAUAGUGUCCCGAAUGCUCAAAUCGGUGACGGAAUUUCAAAAAUUCCUGAAAUACGUUGUCAAUUGGCAGAUCGAUUUGGCAAAGAAGGAGGAAGUGGGAGCGAAGAUAUGCGAAAAGUUCGCCGAGGUUCUGGAACAAUGCUUGCGCCUCCUCUUCUAACAUCAUC